This is a messenger RNA of Lolium perenne, 852 nucleotides long. RefSeq lists its product as uncharacterized. The record is from RefSeq and is a predicted model, not a curated record. Lineage: Eukaryota; Viridiplantae; Streptophyta; Magnoliopsida; Poales; Poaceae.
GGCAUUGGGGCUUGACCGCUUGAGAUAUCAGCCAAAACAUGGCGACGACCCAAAGCAAAUCGACGCUACCACAAUCUGUUAACGGUAAUGCAAGCAGGCUCCCUCCCAAGAAGGAGGAGCAAGAACUCCGGCGAGCCUACUCGGAAAUGGCGAGCAACCUGGAGAAGCUCGUCAUCGAGAGCAGCAGCACCAGCAACAACCCGUGCCCCGACGCCAACGGAGACGACGAAGGCAACAAGGAGGUGGAGACGGUGCGGUGCGCGUGCGGCGUGGCGGAGGAGUGCACCGCGGCGUACGUGGUCGGCGUCCGCGCCGCGUUCUGCGGCAACUGGCUCUGCGGGCUGUGCGGGGAGGCUGUGAAGGAGCGCAUGGCGCGCGACCCGUUCUGCGGCGUGGAGGCGGCGCUGGUGUCCCACGAGGCGGAGCGCCGCGACUUCAACGCGACCAGGCUGAACCCGACGCUGUCGCUGGCGGGCUCCAUGCGGGGCAUCGCGCGCAAGAGCUUCGACCGGAGGAGGACGACCACGACGUCGGCGUCGUGCCAGGACCGCCAACUCCGCACGGCCGCGUCCAGGGCGGUGGCGCUCGCCAGGUCCGUCAGCUGUGACCCAAGGUUCCUAGGCGACGUCGAUAACGGGCCGGCCGGAGAUCCGUGCCGAUGAGGGAGGACUCGGCUCACGGCCUUACCUACGAGCCCGGAUAUUUAUACUCAGAGAUAGUACUAAAACUAACUACCACUACUCUCAUAGUGUCAUAUAUACAUGUCGUGAACCGUGAUAUCAUGUACGAGGUCAAGUAUAUGGUUCAAAAAAUAGUAUGAUUAGUUCUCAUUCGACUCAGAACUAACUUAGU